This is a messenger RNA of Prorocentrum cordatum, 6618 nucleotides long. The record is from the annotation of a GenBank genome assembly. Lineage: Eukaryota; Dinophyceae; Prorocentrales; Prorocentraceae.
AGCCAUUUUGGCUCAAACCGUUUUUAUCGAGCUCCCGCAGCUCAGGCAGGCAGGCCUUCGGGGAAGCAGAUCGCCUGGUGACUCCCGGACGAAGACAGCCAGCAGAACCGUAUAAAGAUGGCGGCCGUGGAAGCGAAGUGGGAUGUGAAGCAGAUGGAGUCCGAAGACAAGGCGUGGUCGCAGCGGACCGGCCCAGAGAAGGUCCUCUUCGUGAUCAUCCAGGUGCUGAAGGUGGUGAUGGCGGUGGGGCUUCUCUACAUCUUCCUCAUCUCCCUGAGCAUGAUGGGCAACGCGUUCAAGGUCAUCGGAGGCCCCACCGCCGGGAAAGUCUUCCGGAACAACGCCAUCUUCGACAACCCGUUCGCGGGCUGCUCCCUCGGGAUCCUGGCGACGGUGCUAGUGCAGUCCUCGUCGACCAGCACCUCCAUCAUCAUCACGAUGACUGCGGCAGGCCUGAUCGAUCCCAAGAACGCCAUUUACAUGAUCAUGGGGGCGAACAUAGGCACAUCUGUCACCAAUACAAUCGUCAGCAUGUCCCACAUGGGCGACGUGGACCAGUACCGCCGAGCGUUCGCGGGCGCAACGGUGCACGACUGCUUCAAUCUUUUGACAGUGACCAUCCUGCUCCCGCUCGAGUACUUCACUCACAUGCUCUACCACAUCGGCAGCGCCCUCGUCGAGUCCGCCGGCAUCGAGGAGGACCAGGAAAAGCAGGAGAAGGUCGACUUCAUCAAGAAGCUCACGAAGCCGGUCACCUCUCGCCUGAUCUCUGUGGACAAGAAGUUGGUUACUAAGGUCGCACAGGCAGACGACCAGGAGACGCUGGACGGCCUGCUGGCACAGUCGAUCAUCCAGAACAAGCGUACCCUUGACAACCAUAUGUUCCUGGACACCCCCCUGAGCGACGAGGGGGGGGCUGGGUGGCUGCUGCUGGUCAUCUCCCUGGUUUUGCUGUCCACCACGCUUAUCCUCCUGGUCAAGCUGCUGCAAACGAUCUUCCGAGGCCGCGCCGCGAUUUGGAUGCAGGGGCUGCUGAACCUGGAGUUCAAGACGGUGCCCUUUGUGGCCGACUACAUCCUCAUCCUCUUCGGCGUGGGCAUCACCAUCCUCAUGCAGAGCAGCAGCAUAACAACCUCGACGCUGACGCCGCUCGUCGGAAUCGGGCUCAUCAAGCUCGACAAGAUGUUCCCGUUCACCGUCGGCGCGAACGUGGGCACCACCGUCACGGGCAUGCUGUCUGCACUGGCGGGCUCGAACGUCGCCACCGGCAUGACGGUGGCGUUCGCGCACCUGUUCUUCAACCUCAUCGGAGCGCUCAUUUGGUUCCCGAUCCCUGCCAUGCGCGCCGUGCCGCUCACCAUGGCCAGGGCACUGGGUAGCGUGGCCGCCGACCUGCGCUGGUUCCCCAUCGCCUACAUCUUCGUCGUCUUCGGAAUCAUUCCGGGCCUGCUCCUGGGGCUGUCCUUGAUGCACUGGGCGGCGCUCGUGUUCGUGGGCCUUCCGAUCCUUCUCUUGCUGAUCGCUGGCUCUUGCGUCUUCGGCAUGCGCGCCUACCACCCGGAUCGGCUGCCUGCGGUGCUCAAGAAGGACUUCUCAUUCAUGCCGCCCAGCAUGAAGAUGGCCACCGCGGACGGCGAGGGUCAGUCCGCCGCGGUGGAGGAGUCGAACAUCGGCAGUACCGACAUCGGUGGCGCGAGGCAGUGGUGGCUGGCGCCCUGUGCCUACGGGCUCGGCUGGUACUCGAUCCUGGUAAUGCUGAUGGCGGUGCCGAACGCCAAGUGGUCCGACAUGAAGUACGCGUCCUUCGACGCCCGGGACCACGUCGGCAUCGGCGCCUGGAGCGCGUGCUCCGCCAUGUUCGCGGAGGAGGUGGGCUGGGCUCCGAGCCCUCUCACGGGCGCGGACCUCGAUGCGCACCUCGCGACGUGCAUGGCUGACCUCAGCUCCGCCUGCGCCGACCAGAGCGACUUCUCCACCGUCCUGGGCGCCAACACCGUCUACGAGGAGUCGUGGCAGGGUGCACGGACGCCCACGAAGGGAGGACUGGCUGAUGAGUGCGAGGGGCUGACUGGGUGCGGCGGGAACUGCACGUCGACGCAAGCCUGUUGCAUCCCGCUCGGCGACCUCUGCACGGACGUCGGCGGCCUCACGGCCGCGGGCGGCCUGAGCGUGGCCGGGAUCGUCUUCUCCAUUUUGGGGAUGGCGGCGAUGCUCGCCUACCUCGCCAGGGGGGACAAGCGGGACAUGCGCAAGGUACUCUGGGGCACCGCCGCCGCCUUCGGCGUGGCUUGGGUCCUUUUGCUCGCUGCGUGGACCAUCGGCCUGAGCGCGCUGGGGCAGGAGACGACGUGCUGGGUCCAGGACGACCAGAACGACGGCAUCGUGGCGGCCAAGGGCAAGCUCGGGGACAUCGGGAACGGCGUCGGCUACGGGCUCGGCUACAUCAUCGGGGGAUGGGACGAGGCGAGCGAGGACGAUGCGGCCAAGCAGAGCCGUACGAAGAUGGCGGCCGUGGAAGCCAAGUGGGAUGUGAAGCAGAUGGAGUCCGGAGACAAGGCGUGGUCGCAGCGGACCGGCCCAGAGAAGGUCCUUUUCGUGAUUAUCCAGGUGUUGAAGGUGGUGAUGGCGGUGGGGCUUCUCUACAUCUUCCUCAUCUCCCUGAGCAUGAUGGGCAACGCGUUCAAGGUCAUCGGAGGCCCCACCGCUGGGAAAGUCUUCCGGAACAACGCCAUCUUCGACAACCCGUUCGCGGGCUGCUCCCUCGGGAUCCUAGCGACGGUGCUAGUGCAGUCCUCGUCGACCAGUACCUCCAUCAUCAUCACGAUGACUGCGGCAGGCCUGAUCGAUCCCAAGAACGCCAUUUACAUGAUCAUGGGGGCGAACAUCGGCACAUCUGUCACCAAUACAAUCGUCAGCAUGUCCCACAUGGGCGACGUGGACCAGUACCGCCGGGCGUUCGCGGGCGCAACGGUGCACGACUGCUUCAAUAUGUUGACAGUGACCAUCCUGCUCCCGCUCGAGUACUUCACUCACAUGCUCUACCACAUUGGCAGCGCCCUCGUCGAGUCCGCCGGCAUCGAGGAGGACCAGGAAAAGCAGGAGAAGGUCGACUUCAUCAAGAAGCUCACGAAGCCGGUCACCUCUCGCCUGAUCUCUGUGGACAAGAAGCUGGUGACCAAGGUCGCGCAGGCGGACGACCAGGAGACGCUUGACGGCCUGCUGGCACAGUCGAUCAUCCAGAACAAGCGUACCCUUGACAACCAUAUGUUCCUGGACACCCCCCUGAGCGACGAGGGGGCUGGGUGGCUGCUGCUGGUCAUCUCCCUGGUGAUGCUGUCCACCACGCUUAUCCUCCUGGUCAAGUUGCUGCAGACGAUCUUCAGGGGCCGUGCCGCGAUUUGGAUGCAGGGGCUGCUGAACCUGGAGUUCAAGACGGUGCCCUUUGUGGCCGACUACAUCCUCAUCCUCUUCGGUGUGGGCAUCACCAUCCUCAUGCAGAGCAGCAGCAUAACAACCUCGACGCUGACGCCGCUCGUCGGAAUCGGGCUCAUCAAGCUCGACAAGAUGUUCCCGUUCACCGUCGGCGCGAACGUGGGCACCACCGUCACGGGCAUGCUGUCUGCACUGGCGGGCUCGAACGUCGCCACCGGCAUGACGGUGGCGUUCGCGCACCUGUUCUUCAACCUCAUCGGAGCGCUCAUUUGGUUCCCGAUCCCUGCCAUGCGCGCCGUGCCGCUCACCAUGGCCAGGGCACUGGGUAGCGUGGCCGCCGACCUGCGCUGGUUCCCUGUCGCCUACAUCUUCGUCGUCUUCGGGAUCAUUCCCGGCCUGCUCCUGGGGCUGUCCCUGAUGCACUGGGCGGCGCUCGUGUUCGUGGGCCUUCCGAUCCUGCUCCUGCUGAUCGCUGGCUCUUGCGUCUUCGGCAUGCGCGCCUACCACCCGGAGCGGCUGCCUGCGGUGCUCAAGAAGGACUUCUCGUUCAUGCCGCCCAGCAUGAAGAUGGCCGCCGCGGACGGCGAGGAGUCCGCCGCGGUGGAGGAGUCGAACAUCGGCAGUACCGACAUCGGUGGCGCGAGGCAGUGGUGGCUGGCGCCCUGUGCCUACGGGCUCGGCUGGUACUCGAUCCUGGUAAUGCUGAUGGCGGUGCCGAACGCCAAGUGGUCCGACAUGAAGUACGCGUCCUUCGACGCCCGGGACCACGUCGGCAUCGGCGCCUGGAGCGCGUGCUCCGCCAUGUUCGCGGAGGAGGUGGGCUGGCUUUGGCUUUCCGGAGCUCUCCACGGGCGCGGCCUGUUUGCAUCCCGCUCGGCGACCUCUGCAACGGACGUCGGCGGCCUCCGGGCCGCGGGCGGCCUGAGCGUGGCCGGGAUCGUCUUCUCCAUUUUGGGGAUGGCGGCGAUGCUCGCCUACCUCGCCAGGGGGGACAAGCGGGACAUGCGCAAGGUACUCUGGGGCACCGCCGCCGCCUUCGGCGUGGCUUGGGUCCUCUUGCUCGCUGCGUGGACCAUCGGCCUGAGCGCGCUGGGGCAGGAGACGACGUGCUGGGUCCAGGACGACCAGAACGACGGCAUCGUGGCGGCCAAGGGCAAGCUCGGGGACAUCGGGAACGGCGUCGGCUACGGGCUCGGCUACAUCAUCGGGGGCUGGGUCCUGCUCAACCCAAUCCUCGCGAUCACGGCGCUCCGCAUCGUGGCCGACGUGAAGGCUGGCCCCCCGCAGAAGGAAGAGGCGAGCGAGGACGAUGCGGCCAAGGCCAAGUGGGACGUGAAGCAGAUGGAGUCCAGAGACAAGGCGUGGUCGCAGCGGACGGGCCCAGAGAAGGUCCUUUUCGUGAUCAUCCAGGUGCUGAAGGUGGUGAUGGCGGUGGGGCUUCUCUACAUCUUCCUCAUCUCCCUGAGCAUGAUGGGCAACGCGUUCAAGGUCAUCGGAGGCCCCACCGCCGGAAAAGUCUUCCGGAACAACGCCAUCUUCGACAACCCGUUCGCGGGCUGCUCCCUCGGGAUCCUGGCGACGGUGCUGGUGCAGUCCUCGUCGACCAGCACCUCCAUCAUCAUUACGAUGACUGCGGCAGGCCUGAUCGAUCCCAAGAACGCCAUUUACAUGAUCAUGGGGGCGAACAUCGGCACAUCUGUCACAAACACAAUCGUCAGCAUGUCCCACAUGGGCGACGUGGACCAGUACCGCCGGGCGUUCGCGGGCGCAACGGUGCAUGACUGCUUCAACUUGUUGACAGUAACCAUCCUACUCCCGCUCGAGUACUUCACUCACAUGCUCUACCACAUCGGCAGCGCCCUCGUCGAGUCCGCCGGCAUCGAGGAGGACCAGGAAAAGCAGGAGAAGGUCGACUUCAUCAAGAAGCUCACGAAGCCGGUCACCUCUCGCCUGAUCUCUGUGGACAAGAAGCUGGUGACCAAGGUCGCGCAGGCGGACGACCAGGAGACGCUUGACGGCCUGCUGGCACAGUCGAUCAUCCAGAACAAGCGUACCCUUGACAACCAUAUGUUCCUGGACACCCCCCUGAGCGACGAGGGGGCUGGGUGGCUGCUGCUGGUCAUCUCCCUGGUGAUGCUGUCCACCACGCUUAUCCUCCUGGUCAAGUGCUGCAGCCGAUCUUCCGGGGGCCGCGCCGCGAUUGGACAUUGGAUGCAGGGGUUGCUGAACGGAGUUCAGACGCUCGACAAGAUGUUCCCGUUCACCGUCGGCGCGAACGUGGGCACCACCGUCACGGGCAUGCUGUCUGCGCUGGCGGGCUCGAACGUCGCGACCGGCAUGACGGUGGCGUUUGCGCACUUGUUCUUCAACCUCAUCGGAGCGCUCAUUUGGUUCCCGAUCCCUGCCAUGCGCGCCGUUCCGCUCACCAUGGCCAGGGCAUUGGGUAGCGUGGCCGCCGACCUGCGCUGGUUUCCUGUCGCCUACAUAUUCGUCGUCUUCGGGAUCAUUCCGGGCCUGCUCCUGGGGCUGUCCCUGAUGCACUGGGCGGCGCUCGUGUUCGUGGGCCUUCCGAUCCUGCUCCUGCUGAUCGCUGGCUCUUGCGUCUUCGGCAUGCGCGCCUACCACCCAGAGCGGCUGCCUGCGGCGCUCAAGAAGGACUUCUCGUUCAUGCCGCCCAGCAUGAAGAUGGCCACCGCGGACGGCGAGGGUCAGUCCGCCGCGGUGGAGGAGUCGAACAUCGGCAGUACCGACAUCGGUGGCGCGAGGCAGUGGUGGCUGGCGCCCUGUGCCUACGGGCUCGGCUGGUACUCGAUCCUGGUAAUGCUGAUGGCGGUGCCGAACGCCAAGUGGUCCGACAUGAAGUACGCGUCCUUCGACGCCCGGGACCACGUCGGCAUUGGCGCCUGGAGCGCGUGCUCCGCCAUGUUCGCGGAGGAGGUGGCCUGGGCUCCGAGCCCUCUCACGGGCGCGGACCUCGAUGCGCACCUCGCGACGUGCAUGGCUGACCUCAGCUCCGCCUGCGCCGACCAGAGCGACUUCUCCACCGUCCUGGGCGCCAACACCGUCUACGAGGAGUCGUGGCAGGGGUGCACGGACGCCACGACGGGGGACUGGCUGAGUGAGUGCGAGGCGCUGACUGGGUGCGGCGACCUGCACGCGACGCAGUGCGCCAACGUGUCCGCCGCG